AUGGAGACGCUACGAUUAAAGGUCCGGCAGCCAGCCGAGGACCCUGUUGAGAACUGGGAUGACGGCGACUUCAUGAUGGAUGGGGACGAUUUCGCUCUCCGAAAUAACUCAGGCGCAAGCAGACCGCCUUCCCGCCGCCGCGACUCCGGCUCAUCGCAUUUGUCUUUGCGAUCAGAUCUCGAGUCAUGGACCGGUGAGGAUGAGAGGCAGGUACACAUCCCUGGAGAUGAUGAGAAGUCAACUUCGGAUGCAAUCUUUGCCGCCCAAAGUGCUGGUAUCCCUCUACCAAAGAAUAUUCCUUCUUCGGCCUUGAUGGGUGGCACUAUUAAGAGACUUGGAGGCAAGAAGAUCCGUAAAAUCAUCCAAGAAGACUGGGAAAACGAUCUAGAGCUCCCCGACACAACCCAAGGGCUCAAGAUCAAGUUCCAGAGGCACAGCGACUUUCCUGAGACACUGCGCCAGGUCAGCACUGGCUCUGUACAUUCAAGUCCCGUCAAGAUGGGUCAAAUAAGCCCACGGGCUCUUGGCCAAGCUCUUGUACCUAGGCCCGCCAUGAUAAACCUCCUGGACAAGUUCAAGGAUAACGAAGAUGAUGACUUCUUUGGAGACGGAUGUGAAACCAUCAAGAUUUCCAAGCAAAGACCUGCACCUAAAGCAGUAUCCCUCAUCACUCCUCCAACACCUUCAAAGAGUGAGGGUCUCCUUGAGGAUGAUUUUGAGAAGGAUCUCGAGCUGCCUUCGCAUGGUAAGCUUCAGCUAUCAACUAGAAGACAUAUACCGAAGACUCCAUCGGCGUAUUCCGAUGAUCUUGACUGGGGCGAAGGCAGCCUUGGUACAAGAUUCGGAGGCACACGGCGCGAUGGGCGAUCUAACAGGAGCUCCUCCGCAUCUGCACUCAGUCCAAGUGUGUCGAGUUCAAUUACUAUGGAAAGCGAGGACGAGACAUUUGAUGGACUUGUCCUCCCUGCCGGCCCAGUCAACUUCCAAGAGAGACUUCAACAACGCAAGAAAAGCCGUUCCCCCCAACGUAUUCCCGAAGAGGGACCCUCACCCCCAAAGAGGACCUCUACAGCAGAGGCCGAUAAACCCGACUUUUUAGACGGACUCGACUUUGGCGAUGGAGACCCUUUCAAUGCUGGAAAACUCACACUCCACAAAAAUAUCAAAGUGAAGGAGACUCGCCCUAUUAGCCCUGCCCGCCCUAAAACGGCAGUAUCCUUAACCUUCACAAACAAACCAGUCAACACACGAAUUCCUCGCCUCAGCCAUGAGCGGGCUCACUCAACCUCCCUAGAACCCGUAUCCGAGAGCGGCGGUCCCAUCCCGCCACGCACUCGCCGACCACAAUCUCGUCUGGGCCACAGCUCCCAAUCAUCUGUGACGAGCAUCCCUACUCCCACGACACCCUCACCUAACCAACGAUUCCCCCCAUCUACACCUAGUAGACGGGAGCUGACGAGCAAAGUGUCAACCCCCUCUAUGCGGGUGGAACCUACCACGACAAGUGCCCAGCUUUUGAAGCAGAAGCGAUCCCUCCCAGCCAUCAGAGCCCUGGCUUCCAAGUUUAAUCGUUUUGACUCUUCAACAUCAAGGCUGGACCAUCGGCCUCAAACUGGGGUGCGACCCAAAACUCCUGUUGAGUCAACGGCGCGAACAUCAAUGGAUGGCUCCGCUCAACCAACAAGAAAGAAGUCGCAGCCAUUUUUGCCUGCUGGAGCCUCAUCGUCCCAAUCACAGCAUGUCAACGCCAAAUCUGUACGCCAACUCCGUCGCCACGAUUCGGACAAUGCGCUCGACCUUCGACCUCACUCUCGGGCCUUUUCACGGUCAACUAUGCGAAGCCCAAGUCCUCAACAGAGGCUUAGGGUUGCUGCCGACACCUGGGAACGCCUGAGCAAGCCCAAAACGAAGAAGCAGUUUGGAGACGGCCAUGAGCUGGAUGCGUUUGAUGACCUGCCAACUUCCAAAGAGACGGAGACUAGAUAUUUGCGUCAGCCAGUUGGAACGAAUGGCAGCAACAAGCCUUUACUUCGUCGGGCCGGUCCUAGUAUAACCGACAGGAUGAACACUCCUAGUCCACACAUGAGUACCAAGUCUUUGUCGACACCUCGCUUUGCUCGGGAUACUACCGCAAGUCGUAUUGCGCGUGAGACAUCGCUAGCCAACCGCAACUCGAUAUCUGGGCCGUUGGCACCUGUUAAUGCUCAGCGUGCUGUGCAAUCAUCACCAGCACAGGCACCGGCGCUUUCCAUACGGACUACGCCAAACAUCCAAUCUUCUACAGUUCGAUCCAAGAAGUCGAAACGUCCGGUCCAGCAAAAGCCGCAUCUCAUCUCAAACUUGAAUGCCGGCAAGGAAUCGAAGACGGUGAAUGGGAUGUUUUAUAAUGCGGACACAUAUCGCUGGGAGGGCAAUGAGAAUGCCCUGAGCGCGUUUGACGCUGGGAUUGUCACACCGAUUGCAGCUCCAUUGGCCCCCUUGCGCGAGAGGGAGACCACGACACCCCGCCCGGCACUCAUUACCAACAUCAGCACGACCAAAGGCGUGCAGGUGGUCAACGGAAUGGUGUUUGAUCCCUCAAGUAUGUGCUGGCUCAAGCUGGGAGCACAGCAAGAGGGUCCAAAGUCGGACAAAUCCGACCCGCUGGAGAACUUCAACGCGCUUGAUGAUGAAGAAGACGUAUUCAAGGAUAUUCCUGACCUUGAAGAAAUGACUGGGGACGAAGAGGGCCAAGGCCGUGUCAGCGAUGUCAACGAUGACUGGCUAGUUGGCGAAGAGUUUGACGUUGGUCCUGAGUUUAUCAGACGACAACGUGAGGAGGAGGAUAGAUGGCGCAAGAAGUGUGGCAAGUGGGCUGGUCGUGGAACUCGAGACCGCGAGAGCUGGCGAUGGACUAUUCGUGAGCUCGUCUCUCAGUUCGACGAACUGCCCAUGUGA
Molecule: messenger RNA, 2937 nt
Organism: Clonostachys solani
Lineage: Eukaryota; Fungi; Ascomycota; Sordariomycetes; Hypocreales; Bionectriaceae
Source: the annotation of a GenBank genome assembly